AUCAAUGGACAGACUUUGGAUUUUGUCACUGCUGACAUUUGCCUUGGCAGAGUCUACUAUUCAUCCAAGAGGACUAUUUAUUAACUUAGUAAGUGAAUGUGAGAUAUCCUUAUUUUAAUCCUUCCAGAAUUAUCUUCUUUUAGAUUUGGAUAAGUAUAAGGCUAGGAAUAAUUUGCCCUGGUCCUAUUCUUUUAUUUAAAAUCUAGGGUACUAUGUAAAUCAGAACAUAAUCAAGAUCAGUGUCAACACAUGACAUUCCUUCAAAAUUCCUGUGAAAUGAUUUGGCCAACAUAACCUGGUUAUUACUCCGUGAACUAACAUAUUUUUAUGAGAAUGUAGUGAUGAAUCUAAAGAAACAAGGCAUUUCACAAAAGGAAAAUGGAGAGCUGUGUCUUAAUAGCCACCAGUGCAAAAGCCACUGUUGUCACCGAACCACAGGCUUAAGUCUUGCUCGCUGUGCAAACAAGGCAGCUGAAAACCAAGAAUGCUCCCUAAAAAGUCUAUAUGGAGUUUACUACAAGUGCCCUUGUGAGGAAGGCUUAAUCUGUGAUGCUGAUCGGACCAUUGUGGGAAGUAUUGUCAAUUCUGACUUUGGCAUUUGCAAGGACCCAUCAAGUAAAAUCAGCAGUGACAAAAAAGAAAGAAAGAAGUAUGGUGGAUAGAUUUUUACCCCAGAUCCUUUAAGUAGCCAUAUAGCUGUUAUUCAUUGCAAAACAAAUUCCUAUGCUUUUAUGUACUGCUCCAAUAAGCAUACCCUUUGUUUAUCUAGAUUUCAGUUAAGUUCAAACAUUUUUCUGAUCCACUCUACUCAAAAUAAGGCCUUGCCAUACAUUUUUGGUAUGAUAUCAGCAAGCAGUAAUAUCUGACUCACCUUACUUAGACUUGGGACCAAAUCCAGGGUGGAACAGCCAGUGAUUGGAGGACAAAUCAUUCGGUUAAAAUGCCAUGGCAGUAGCCUAGACUGGGAAGCUGAAACGAUAUCCUGACAAAGUAUUUAUAUCAACAGGUGUGAAGAUAUCAGUACAUCUUCAAAAUGCAUGCAGAAACCUGUUACCCUCAGGCAUGUUCACUCUCUUUAAUGAUUAAUAUAUUCCCCCUUAGUACUACAUUUUUAGAAUGACUAAGCCUAAGAUGGGAAUUCAUCUUUCACAAAAUUGGAGUGCGGGAGAUAGAGAUGGCUUUUCAACUCGCAUGAAAUUAUAGAUCAGGAACUGAAAAGAAAAUAGACAACAACAGCAACCAAUGAGCAGAGAAAGAAAAGUAUGAGAAUCAGGAAAGAAUUUAAAAAAAAUAUAUAUAUAUUAAGGCACUGGAUUCCACUCUAUUCUGGUGGUCUAGCAAUGUAGUGAGUUCUAAUAACUAACCUUCUCUCUAAGGAGCUCCGCAAUUUGAUUUGUACAACAGCAAUGUAAGGUGAGCUAGAAUGAUGGAUAAUAAGUGAUUAGGUCAAAAACACACAAGACAUUGUGACUGUAAUGUCAGGUCCAAAGCACAGUUGAAAAGUAUCAGUAAAAUCUCUUCCAACCAAGAUGUCCUCCUGGUCAUUUCAUUGACAGCAUUCUAUACGUUUCUUUGUAGCAACAUGAAUAGGAUUCCUAUUGCCUUCUUUGGGCUAUUUUUUUCAACUACCCAGUCUAAUUGGCAAUCUUAGUAUGAUCUACGAGAGUAGCAACUGUGUUUAGUUCCAAGACACUGCCAUGUCAGACAUGCAGGACUAAAUUAAAUGAUCUUACAUUUAACACAAACCAGUAUUUGCUGUCUGUCCUACUGGUAUUUUAUUGGUUUUAUUGAUAUUAUUAUUCUUUUAAAAAUACAUAAUGAAAAAGGAAAAUAAUAAUAUGGACCAGCAACUAUUUAUUCCAAAUUGCCUCUUUUGACUAAGCCUUCCGUUUUACUCUUUAUAAUGUUCCAUGCCUUUACAUUUCAUUGUUUUAGCUCUCUGAUCACGCUUCUCUCUGCUUUGCUACUGCAAAGUACUACUACUCUAAUUUAUCUUCUAGCCAAGUUUUUUUCCCCCAGGGAAAAUGUUCCUAGACUUAGGAAUAUUCAAAAGUUGUGCAUCAAACAAGUAAGGAAGUGUUUAGAAGAAAUUGGCAACCCAUUGGAUAGUUAAUAAAAUGUCUAUACCGUAAUACAUUAUUGACGGGGCCUGACCUUUGAUAACCCUAUGCAUCUGCCUGGCUGCCUGGCUGCCUCUCUUCCUAUCUACCUACUGCAAUAUGUCAUAAUCUGAAUCAUUUGAAAGCUGCCAUUCUGAGAAGUUCUGUGUUUUGGAAAUGACUUCUGGGUGAGAGUUAAUAAAAAUAUACAAUCAA
Molecule: messenger RNA, 2315 nt
Organism: Thamnophis sirtalis
Lineage: Eukaryota; Metazoa; Chordata; Lepidosauria; Squamata; Natricidae
Source: RefSeq, a predicted model, not a curated record